This is a messenger RNA of Trichobilharzia szidati, 465 nucleotides long. The record is from the annotation of a GenBank genome assembly. Lineage: Eukaryota; Metazoa; Platyhelminthes; Trematoda; Strigeidida; Schistosomatidae.
AUGUGGUUUCUGGAUAUUAUUCUACUAAUCGGAAUUAGACUGAUCAUUUCUGGAAGACUUACUCAAAUACUCGGUUAUCAUGAUGUGGGAAGAAGAUUCAGUCAGACAGCCACAUUCAGCGUUAUCCUGUGGAAAUUGGGUGUACAGACUGUUCUUUGGUUUUAUUUAAAGGAGAUCAUUGGAGGUCAGUCAUAUGACCAAUAUCUAAUUUCCAAUGAUCUUUCUCCACUUGGUCAAAGGAAUAACGAGAAAAAACCCAUACUUGCGAGACAUCGUACAGUUUUCGCAGUAUUUCCAUUUUGGACUACUAUGCUCAUAUGCUUAUUAGCAGUUUGUAGUCAGAUUGUAAAUUUCAAUAUGUCAUCACUUCGGGCAUUUCGUGGAAGUGACCAACCAAUUGAGUGCUUUGAACGCGAAAAACGACGGGAUACAGAAUUUUCACCAGAGCAUUCCUCGUUGGAGUAG